Molecule: messenger RNA, 1173 nt
Organism: Juglans microcarpa x Juglans regia
Lineage: Eukaryota; Viridiplantae; Streptophyta; Magnoliopsida; Fagales; Juglandaceae
Product: GDSL esterase/lipase At2g30310-like
Exons: 3
Coding region: 51-1169 (372 amino acids)
Molecular function (GO): hydrolase activity, acting on ester bonds
Source: RefSeq, a predicted model, not a curated record
ACCUCAAUAUUUCCUAAACCCAGCAACCAGAAAGAAUUCCUGAUCAAAGAAUGGCAAAAUUAUCAGCCUUGAUCUUCCUGAUCAUACCAGGAGUAGUACUAAAGUACAUGAUUUGGAGUGCCAUCAUAUCUAACACAGCUUGGGCUUGCACUGCAACAAAGCUCACAACCUCACCAAAAUUUCCUGCCUUUCUCAUCUUUGGUGAUUCAACGGUGGAUGAUGGCAACAACAAUUACAUUAGGACAUUUAUUAAGGGCAACCAUUAUCCCUACGGCCGCGAUUUCCCUGAUCACAUUCCUACGGGAAGGUUUUCUAAUGGCAAACUUGUUUCGGACUUCAUUGCAUCCGCGCUACGAAUCAAAGAAAAUAUUGUACCUGCUUUCCUUGAUCCAAAUCUUUCUGAUGAAGAACUUCGUACCGGUGUUAGCUUUGCUUCAGCUGGAGCGGGCUAUGACGACUUGACUACAGUUGCAUCUGGUGCCAUCUCAAUGUCCAAGCAAAUUGAGUACUUCAAGAAAUAUUUAGUGAGGCUUAAGGGCAUUGUAGGGGAAGCAGAUGCUAAGAAGAUAGUUAAUGGUUCCCUUUUUCUUAUUAGUGCAGGCGCUAAUGACUUUAUUUUCAACUUCUAUGACCUACCCACAAGGAGGUUACAGUUCAACAUUAGUGGGUACCAUGAAUUUCUACAGAAUAGGAUACAAAUUUUCAUCGAGGAUUUAUACAAUCUGGGGUGCAGGAAACUGUGUAUAACUGGGCUUCCUCCAAUCGGCUGCCUCCCCAUUCAAAUGACUGCAAAAUUUGAGAAUCCGAAGGAUAGAAAAUGUCUAGAGGAUGAGAAUUUAGAUGCUGAAAAUUAUAAUCAAAAGCUUGCAAAGCUGUUACCUCAAGUCCAAGCAUACCUUCCAGGCAGCAAGAUUGUCUAUGCAGAUGUGUACGAGCCUUUGAUCCACAUGACUAAUCAUCCUGAAAAAUAUGGAUUGGUGGAAACAAAAAGAGGAUGUUGUGGAACUGGGUUGAUUGAAGUGGGGCCCUUAUGUACUCCAAUCACACCGAUAUGUAAGAAGGCUUCAGAGUACUUGUUCUGGGAUAGCAUACAUCCAAGUGAAACUGCAUACCAGUACCUUUCUAAAUACAUAAUGAAGAGGGUCCUUCCCAAGCUAUUGUAUAUCUAAUCAA